ACUUCCGUCUCUACUAUGUGAUUCUCGCGUGCUGCGCAUAAUAAUGAAUAUAUUUAAUAGGGUGUCGUGGAUGAUUUCGUGUGUGUGUUUAUGCUUUUGAGGAAUAAUCUCGUUAGGAAUUGUGGUAACAUUGACUAUGACAUUUUUUCCAAAGUCUACCAAAGUUACAAUCUUCGUUAUUAUUGGAGUUGCAGUUGUUUGCAAAUGUAAUUCAACUGGGAACACCAAUAACAUAAAUAAAACAGAAACCAAAUCCCGCCAAACUACUCUAGGUGAAGUGAAAUCUGAAGUUGUGGACACCUUAGCGAAUUUGGCAUUGGAGAUUUUGAACAAAGAUAAUGAAGAAUCUGUUUAUUUGGUUCAGAACCCAAUAUAUCCACAAUCCUACAUUCAACCGCUACUGCCUCAAAUACAACAACCAUCACCACCUAAACCACUUCUCCAGUUUCAACAGCAAAUAGCUGUACCCGUCGGAGAAGUUAUUGUACCUGAUGGGACAUAUCAGAAAGCAGACAAAGCAAUAUAUAUCCCAUUGAAUCCAAUAAAUCAAGGCCAAGUAACUGCAUCGUCCAAGUAAUUAUUGAACUAGUUUUAUAACUCAAGAAACUGUAGUCCUGUUAAUGACUUUUUACAAUAGUCAAAUAAAAAUUUGUAAAAAUAUGUUUUAUACAUAUAAAUCAAACAUUUCAAUUAUUCAUUUAAGCAACUACUAUGAAUUGUACCUUAUUUAAAUAAAUGUUAAAGCCAAAAACAUUUUGCAGUUCUUAAUUACGUAUUUAACUCAACUAUUGCGUGUAGUUUACAUUAAAUAAAUAAAUAAAUAAAUAGUAA
This is a messenger RNA of Diorhabda sublineata, 831 nucleotides long. RefSeq lists its product as uncharacterized. The transcript has 3 exons. The coding region runs from base 137 to 577 and encodes 146 amino acids. The record is from RefSeq and is a predicted model, not a curated record. Lineage: Eukaryota; Metazoa; Arthropoda; Insecta; Coleoptera; Chrysomelidae.